Culex quinquefasciatus (southern house mosquito) is the source of this 1630-nucleotide messenger RNA. RefSeq names its product acetyl-CoA acetyltransferase (gene Acat2). Gene Ontology annotation, biological process: fatty acid beta-oxidation. The transcript has 4 exons. NCBI's taxonomy places the organism in Eukaryota, Metazoa, Arthropoda, Insecta, Diptera, Culicidae. Bases 211 to 1395 code for a protein of 394 amino acids. The record is from RefSeq and is a predicted model, not a curated record. Gene Ontology annotation, molecular function: acetyl-CoA C-acetyltransferase activity.
UUUUAUUUUUUUCAAAGAGAGUGAAGAAGACAAAACACGCCGCAAUCUCGCACGUUUCUUUGGAAUGCACGACGAUAUCGCAGUCCUCUGAGUAAAGGAAGAGAAAAACUUUUCCCUUCAGUUGGAUAUCACGAUCGGGAGGUGGUUGACGUGUCCAUUGUUGAGGAGGAAUUUGCCGAGAUUUCAUCAGAUUUAUAGGAAAUUUCAAAGAUGUCAUCGUUGGAAGAAGUUUACAUCGUUUCGGCCGCCAGGACACCGAUUGGCAACUUCCUGGGCACACUCUCCUCCCUCUCCGCCGCCGAUCUCGGUGCCGUUGCCAUCAAGGAGGUCCUGAACCGCGCCGGCGUCCCACCGGCCGACGUCGACGAAGUCAUCCUCGGUCAAGCUCUGACCGCCGGCCAGGGUCAAAACCCAGCCCGCCAGGCAUCGCUAAAGGCCGGCAUCCCGAAAGAAGCGCCCGCCUACCUGAUCAACUUGCUGUGCGGUUCGGGCCUUAAAACGGUCGCCCUCGGCUAUCAGGCGAUCCGCUGCGGAGAUGCCUCGGUGGUGGUGGCCGGUGGCCAGGAGUGCAUGUCCAAGUCGCCGCACGUGUUGCACCUGCGCAGCGGAACCAAGAUGGGCGAGACCAAAAUGGUCGACACGAUGCUGUGCGAUGGGUUGACCGAUGCGAUCUACGACAUGCACAUGGGCGUGACGGCGGAAAAUCUGGCCAAGGAGUUUGAAAUAAGUCGCGAGGAGCAGGACGCGUUUGCCGCCAAAAGUCAACAGCUGGCGGAGGAAUCGCAGAAGAAGGGUUACUUCGUGGAUGAAAUUGUAGCGGUUCCGGUGCCGAGUCGGAAGGAGACCAUCAACUUCGACAAGGAUGAAUAUCCGAAGCAUGGGACCACGGUGGAAGGGCUGGCCAAGUUGAAGGCGUGCUUCAUUAAGGAUGGAACCGUUACGCCGGGUAAUGCGUCCGGAAUUAACGAUUCGGCGGCGGCGGUUCUGUUGAUGUCCGGAGCCGAAGUUCAGAAGCGUGGAGCGAAGCCGUUGGCCAGGAUUGUGGCCUUCAGCCAGACCGGAAUUUGUCCCAAGGUUAUGGGCGCUGGGCCAAUCACUGCUGUGACGAAAGUGCUCGAAAAGGCCGGCUGGAAGUUGGACGAGGUGGAUCUGUUCGAGCUGAACGAGGCGUUUGCGGCCCAGGCACUAGCCGUCAACAAGGGUCUCGGCGUGAACCCGGAGCGGGUGAACGUUGGUGGGGGUGCGAUCGCCCUUGGCCAUCCGAUUGGGGCGUCCGGUUGUCGGGUGUUGGUAACGCUGCUGUACGCGCUCAAGCGCACCGGAGGUAAACGGGGCGUGGCUUCGCUGUGCGUUGGCGGUGGAAUGGGCGUGGCCAUGGCGGUGGAAAUUGUUUAAAGAUUAUUAUGUUGUUUUUCUAGUUGUGUUAUAGAUUUCUACUAACAACGAUAGAUUUCCCUCCCACCAGAUAACGAUGGCUAGUAUUUUGAUUUUGGUACAACCGUUACUUAAUGCCGCAAGUCAAUUUUGUUCAAGUAUUUUCGUUUUUGUACUGUACUCCUCGAAGUGUUGUAGAAUAGUGUAAAAAAAGUGGAACCGAGGACAAUAAUAAAGCAACUUUUGUACUUACUUA